GUCUCCACGUGGCGUUGGAGAGGUUGACAAAGAUGUGUUCGAUGAGUUCAACCCGCUCAGGCAGGCGAUCGAAUUGAGCCAUCGUCAGAUGCCAGCCCACAUAGAACAAGAAUACGUGAGAGGAUUGCGGCUCUUCAAAAGUAACGUGGCGAACAACGGGGAGCUGCCGGUGGCCGCCGUGUGUGGCGGCUCGGACAUGCCUUUGGUGGCCGUCGCCGAACUCACGCGCUUCUGGGCCGAUAACUACGACUUGCACUUCAAGUUUGAUUGCUGCUACACCUCGGAGAAGGACAUGGCCAAGCGGGAGUUCUUGAUGGCGGAGAGCACGGCGAAGCACGUCUUCGGGGAGGUGAAGACUCUCCUCGGAAUGAGGGCCCACGACUUGAGGAGCAAAGCAGAAGAGUACGUCCCCCAGCCCGGGAUCCUGAUCGGUGGGUUCCCGUGCCAAGACAGAUGCAAGAGGAACCCGAACUCGGCCAACAUGGUGGGCUGCGUUUCGCAGGGCGCUGGCCGCACGGGCGAGGUAUUCGAGGACAUCGCGCAGGUGGUCGAGCAAACGCGCCCGAACAUAGUGAUCCUGGAGAACAGCACAGGCCUUCUUCAGCCCAACCCUGGCACCGAGACGUCGGAUUGCGACUACAUCGCCUCCAGAUUUUCCGUGGACAUGGGAAUCCAUGCCGGCUCCAGGUACUUCUCUUUCGACAGGGUGGUCGAGGCCAAGGACUUUGGCAGCAAGAGUGCGCGCGAAAGGGUCUACAUGUUCAAGGGCUGUUUCCGUUCGGAGGCAUCUCUUCUUGCUCUCGGUUCGUCCUACGACCAAUUUUUGCAGAGCUGGAAACUUGACAAGGACGCCUUGCCCAUUGACUCGUUCUUGGUGCCCGACAAGAAGGCGGACGUGAUUUACAGCAAGCUCGACCUCCAACGACCACCCAAACACGCUUUGGACUCAGAGAAACCUGGCAGGAACGAGUACCGGCAUCACCACGAAUUCCUGUAUCACCAAGCUGGUUUGUCGUACCCGCCACGCCACGGCGACUUCCCAGCGAAUGCCGCCUACAGUGUGAUUUCCGAUCGGGCGAAGCAGGUGCUGUUGUUCUGCGACAAGCAGUUCCCGCCGACCAAGCCUGACAAGACGUCCGCGGCGUACGACUUCCUGGACGUAAACGAGAACUUGAGCCGCCUCACCAGGACGGAGGAUUUCUUCAAGGCAGGCAACGAAGGAAACGCCCCGACGCCCAAGAACCCCUGGAAACCCAACGUGCUGCCGACGAUGACAGCGCACUCGCAGUGGGUCGUGAGGAUUCUGAAGGACGACGGGAGCAAGGAGCUCAGGCUUCUGCACCCGUUCGAGCUGUUCCUGUUCCAGGGUUGGGGCCCAUGCCAUUGGAAGAAGGGGGUUCAUUCUGCGGAGAGGGUUGCCUACACGUACAGGCUCCUGCAGGAUUUGACAGGGAACGCGUUCAACAAUUUCGCCUUCUGGCCUGUGUUUGCAGGGGCAGUUGCCAUCGCGGGGCUCGCCAGCGAGUUCCCCGACGCCCCCGACGCCACCGACCUCGACGUGGGCGAUGCAGCAGAUGCGGACCCUGAUGCGGGAUCAGCCCUCGGCCCCGGCACCGAAGACGAGAGCGACGCCGACUCUUGA
Messenger RNA from Prorocentrum cordatum, 1642 nucleotides. The record is from the annotation of a GenBank genome assembly. Lineage: Eukaryota; Dinophyceae; Prorocentrales; Prorocentraceae.